UCCAUCCAUGGAAGUAGUAAGAGAUUUGAGUAUUUCAAGAUCUGAAGUAUUGCCUGUUCUGGAACAAAGCUCCUCUAUUGAAGGCUCCUCCAGUAUAUCUCUUAAUUUGAGUAAACUAUCAGAUAUUGUAGUACCAGAUAUGGAUUCCAGAAUGACAUUGAAUACUAUAUCGGCUGUUAUUGAAGAAGAGACUAUUCAAACUGAUCCUUUGGAUGUUGAAGUUCCAUUAAUUUUAUCUCCACCUUCUUAUACAAAGAAAAAUUUCAAGAAGCUUUUGGAAGAGGCUAUUACUGAAGGUAAUUGGACAACUUUUAGAUCACUAGUACCAACCUCUAAAUCUCGAACCACUGCUUCAAAAAUCUUUUAUCAUUUACUGGUUGCUGGUGCGAAAGGAAAGAUUUCUUUAACACAAGAAGAGCCAUAUGGUGAAAUCUAUAUCAGCCGAUUUGAAGCCUUUUAGAAAAUAUCCAG
Messenger RNA from Patella vulgata (common limpet), 471 nucleotides. RefSeq lists its product as uncharacterized. The transcript has 4 exons. Lineage: Eukaryota; Metazoa; Mollusca; Gastropoda; Patellidae. The record is from RefSeq and is a predicted model, not a curated record. Bases 8 to 460 code for a protein of 150 amino acids.